CACCGGAAGGCGGAAGCGCGGGCGCGAUGGCGGCGGCGGUGUCGGCGCUCAGCAGUUUGGGGCUGCCCGAGGAUGAUGUCGGGAGCGAGGAGGAGGAGGAGGAGGAGGAAGCGGGGCCCGGGCCGGCGGCGGCGGCGGCGGCGGAGCAGCGGCGGGAGGAGCGGCUGCGGCGCUUCCGGGAGCUGCACAUGAGGCGGUACGAGGCCUGCAAGCUGAACAGCCAGGAGGUGGUGGAGGAGGACAAAAGGCUGAAAUUGCCUCCAAACUGGGAGGCUAAAAAAGCUCGGCUGGAGUGGGAGCUGCAGGUGCAGGAGAAGAAGAAGGAAUGUGCAGCCAGGGGUGAGGACUAUGAGAGGGUGAAGCUGCUGGAGAUCAGUGCUGAGGAUGCUGAGAGGUGGGAGAGGAAGAAGAAGAAGAAAAAUCCUGACCUGGGGUUCUCAGACUACGCGGCGGCGCAGCUGCGCCAGUACCAGCGGCUGACCCGGCAGAUCAAACCCGACCUGGAGCAGUACGAGAAGCUCAAGGAGCAGUAUGGGGAAGCUCUGUACCCCACCUCAGACAGCCUCCUGCACGGCACCCACGUGCCCUCCAAGGACGGCGUGGACAGGAUGGUGGCAGACCUGGAGAAACAGAUCGAGAAGAGGGAGAAGUACAGCCGCAGGCGGCCCUACAACGACGACGCCGACAUCGACUACAUCAACGAGAGGAACGCCAAGUUCAACCAGAAAGCCGAGAGGUUCUACGGGAAAUACACGGCAGAGAUCAAACAGAACCUGGAGAGGGGCACGGCCGUGUGAGCCCGGGGGGCACAGCUGUGCUGCCCUGAUCUCUCCUGCCUCCUCCCUUGCAGUUCUCAGACUGUUUUAAGAGUUUUUAACUUGUAGCAAAAGUAGAUUGUGCCCGUUGCUGUCUGUGCUGGGUGGUGUUUAUUGCACUAGAGGGAAUUUGCAUAAUUGGGCUGGAAAUAGCAGCAGCCAGGUUCUGUCAUUCCUGCUCUAAAUAAACUCUUUGGUCUAAUUUGG
Oenanthe melanoleuca is the source of this 1022-nucleotide messenger RNA. RefSeq names its product SYF2 pre-mRNA splicing factor (gene SYF2). Bases 27 to 797 code for a protein of 256 amino acids. Lineage: Eukaryota; Metazoa; Chordata; Aves; Passeriformes; Muscicapidae. The record is from RefSeq and is a predicted model, not a curated record. The transcript is spliced from 7 exons. Gene Ontology annotation, cellular component: catalytic step 2 spliceosome; Prp19 complex; post-mRNA release spliceosomal complex.